UCAUAAAUGUAUCAACCCCAUGUCGCCAUGGCCAUCCUCACCAACCUCAAGCUUGCCAGUCAAACUGCUGAUGCCUCGUCGGAAAAAAAAAAAAAAGAAACUCUCAUUGCGAAUACCUAAAAUUGAAAAAGGAAAAAAAAAACUUGAGAGAAAAAACAGCUGAUUCAUGGGUCGCCUCCACCUCCUAAAGCCCUCGAUUUUCCCGCACCUCCGGAACACUUUUCCCGCCUACCAAACACCGAUGUUUUUCCCGGGAAAUCCAGCGCAAUGCCGGGGAUCCAAGGUUCUGGCGACGGCGAGAGUCGCCGUCGACUUUCCGAGCAACAACCAGUGGAAGAAGAGAUUCCCAUUCCCAAAACCCAUUCCUUUACUCCAAAAACUCUCCCAAAAACCUCCACCGCCAUCUCCAUUCCCAAACCCACCUCUCCCAACCCCACCAAACGACACCCCCACCCACAGUCUCUCCCUCUCUCUAACCCCAAACGACAACAAAACCCGAAACGAUACCCAUCUCCGUCUCCUCGCCUUCCUCAAGGCCCACCUCAAGCCACCCUUCACUCCCGAAACUCUCCUCCACUUCCUGAAAUCCAAGCUCCACCACCACCCAAACCUCUCCCACUACGACUUCCACGUCUUCUCCUGGGCCGCCACCGUCGACUCCUUCCGCCACAACCACGCCACCUUCGAGUGGAUGGCCCGCACUCUCGCCGUCUCCGACCGCUUCUCCGAGCUCGCCGCGCUCCUCGACUUCCUUGCUGCCAACCCCUGCCCUUGCUCCGACGGUAUCUUCUCUUGCUCUAGAACGGAACCCAUUUUUCGUUUUGCUAUUAAUGCUUAUUGUAGAGUUGGGAAAUUGGAAUGUGCCGUUUCUGCCUUUGAUUCCAUGAGAAAGUUGAUUGAUGGGAAGCCUAGUGUUGUGGUUUGUAAUACUUUGAUUAAUGGGUUUGUCAAAUGGGGUGAGCAUGACAAGGCUUUGGAGUUUUAUAAUAGGAUGAGUGGUUAUAGAGUCAAGCCUGAUGUUUUUACUUUCAAUAUUUUGCUGAGCAGUUAUUGUCGGAAUUCGAAGUUUGGGUCGGCUUUGGAGUUGUUUAGGGAGAUGAGGGAGAUGGGUUGUAGUCCCAAUGUGGUUAGUUUCAAUAGUUUGAUAAAGGGGUUCUUUAGGGAAAGGAAGUUUGAGGAAGGGAUUGGUAUGGCUUAUGAGAUGAUUGAUCUUGGGUGUGGGUUUUCCCCUGUGACUUGUGAGAUCUUGGUUGAUGGGCUCUGCAGGGAAGGUCGGGUUUUGGAAGCUUGCGAGAUUUUAAUUGAUUUUUCACGAAAAAGGGUGUUGCCUGAUGGAUAUGAUUACUUUGGACUUGUGGAAAUUCUGUGUAGAAAAGGGAAUUCAGAGAGGGCUUUAGAGGUAGUGAAUGAGCUAUGGAGGAGAGGCAAUAGUCCAAGUCUGAUUGCUUGUACGACUUUGAUAGAAGGUUUGAGGAAGCCAGGAAGAAGUGAUGAAGCGUUCGGGUUAACGGAGAGGAUGAUAAAAGAGGGAUUGGUUCCGGAUAAUUUGACUUUUAAUUGUCUACUUCAAGAUCUUUGCAAUGUGGGAAGAACUGUUGAAGCCGACAAGCUGAGGUUGUUAGCUUCUAGCAAGGGCUUUGUCCCGGAUUCUAUGGCCUAUAAUAUUUUGGUAUCUGGGUAUACAAAAGAAGGAGAAAGGAAAGAAGGGGAAAAGCUUGUGGAUGAGAUGUUAGACAAGGGGUUUAUUCCUGACAUUGCUUCUUAUAAUAGAUUGAUGGAUAGGCUUGCUAACACAAGAACUCCUUUAUGACGCCGAGUUCAUGUCAAUGGUGGGUGAAAAUAUGAAAUUCUCAGGUUUUCUUGUAUGGAGCUUUCUAUAGUAAAUUAUAUCUCUACUAGUAGUGGAUGUUUUGCACAACAUUAAAAUCACAUCAAAAUGAAAAAGUAUACAAAAUUGAUGGAACUUGAUAAAGAUCUAAUGAUUUGAAACGGUACCCUACCGUUAUGGUUUUUUUGUACCCCAUCAAAGAAUUCUCAUACAUUAGUUCAAAUAUUUGGUUGGCGCAACUUUGUGUUUGUUGCUCAAUGACGAUUCAGCUGUGACUGAUUCAGCACUUCUGUUUGGUCGAAGCAUAAUUAAAGGGGAUUGUGUGAGUAUUGUGUUCUAUUAGUUCAGUACAAGUUUUGAUUUAUUGUUUUCUGGAAUUUGGAAAUGAAGUUUUGUGAUGGCGUUCUUGUGAUCAAUGACUAUAUAGAGGUCUUUUUUCAUCGUCAGGCAGGAUGGACACCUGAAAUUGUUUGGACUUUGGAGGAUAUUUGGAUUUCUUCAUGAAACCUGCUGUAGCAGAUGUGUACCUAUGCUUAAGGAGGGAACUUGACGAUCUAAUUCAGGACAAAGUGAAAAUUUGAAUAAGUACCUGCUUUUGAAAUGGAAUCCGUCUAUAUUUGUCUUCUGAAUCCCAGGUUGGACAUAAAUACUUCUCAUUAGCUCCUAUCUGCAGUACAGUUUUUGAUCUGUGUGGAUCACUGUGACGGAAGAUUUGUAGGCCGCCGGGUCCAACCUUAAGUGAACUAUUGAAGUGAAGCUGGUGGUAAUAAGUCUAAAGUUAGCUCCAAACACUGCUCACGCGACCACGAUAUGCUGCACCCACCUACAAAACUAAGCAACUCAAAAACAACCAGUCCAGUCUUUUUCACAGUGGAGUUCAACGGAAUGCAAAUCAUUGGGCAACCAUGUUACAUUAAAAAGAGCGCCUAAAAGGAUGCGGCAGCUGAGGCUCUUCUGUGGCUGAUGGGUGAAAGCCAUGCAGGCCUUGGGUACAUAAAUCAUGUCUACGAUGCUGAAGAUAAGCAGGAAGGAUCAUGACUAAUAGGGACAUAAGCCCAUUCUUCUGUAAAGGGUCUUCUCUCCAAGGUUGCCGCUGAGAAUGCCGCUGAGAAUGCCUAGACACAUUGAGCUUAUACCAGACAGUCUAACCCUCUAAAUGGAAAAACCGUAAAAAAAGUUCGGGUUCAAGUGGAAUUGUCGCUCGGCAGCACCAAAUCUGACCUAAAUUUUGUAUUCUUUGAGACUCAUGCAGACGUCACCAGCUAGAGAAGACAGCCAAGGGACAACUUCUCAAUCGACCUUGCAUCGUUGGAUGACCGGGAAGAAUAAUUGAAAUCACGAUGAUAUUGGCUGUUAAUGGAGAGUGCCUUGUCUGUAGGAAAAAUGUAUGCCCAUAUUAAGUGAAUACAAUUGAGCUCAUUUCAUAUCACUUGUUCUUAUUGUAUCUUUACCAUUUGAAAACAAUUAUUGGGUCUGUAAAUUGAGUGAUAUGAUAUUUGGUUUUGCCAUGGCUUUGUUAAACUUUCAGAACCACUUUGAU
Morus notabilis is the source of this 3368-nucleotide messenger RNA. RefSeq names its product pentatricopeptide repeat-containing protein At2g36240. NCBI's taxonomy places the organism in Eukaryota, Viridiplantae, Streptophyta, Magnoliopsida, Rosales, Moraceae. Bases 167 to 1810 code for a protein of 547 amino acids. The transcript has 2 exons. Gene Ontology annotation, molecular function: protein binding. The record is from RefSeq and is a predicted model, not a curated record.